CGGAGCUGCAGUGUAGACAGGGAGGGGGAGCCUGGGGUUCCGACGUCGCGGCUGAGGGAACGAGCCCUAACCGGAUCGCUGAGGCACAACCCGGCUCGGUGUGUCGCCUGAUCGCGUCGGCUAGGAGAGGCCAGGCGGCCCUCGGGAGCCCAGCUGCUCGCACCGGGAGUCAGCGCAGCCCGGCCAGUCGGGCCUCAGCCCGGGAGACAGUUACGUCCCCAGAUUGCGGCAGGAUGGCCCAAUGGAACCAGCUCCAGCAGCUGGACACUCGGUACCUGGAGCAGCUGCACCAGCUGUACAGUGACAGCUUCCCCAUGGAGCUGCGGCAGUUCCUGGCACCUUGGAUUGAGAGUCAAGAUUGGGCAUAUGCAGCCAGCAAAGAGUCCCAUGCCACGCUGGUGUUUCAUAACCUCUUGGGUGAGAUUGACCAGCAGUAUAGCCGAUUCCUGCAAGAGUCCAAUGUCCUCUAUCAACACAACCUGCGAAGAAUCAAGCAGUUCCUGCAGAGCAGGUAUCUGGAGAAGCCAAUGGAAAUCGCCCGGAUCGUGGCCCGAUGCCUGUGGGAAGAGUCUCGCCUCCUCCAGACGGCAGCCACCGCAGCCCAGCAAGGGGGCCAGGCCAACCACCCAACAGCCGCUGUGGUGACAGAGAAGCAGCAGAUGUUGGAGCAGCACCUUCAGGAUGUCCGGAAGCGUGUGCAGGAUCUAGAGCAGAAAAUGAAAGUGGUAGAGAAUCUCCAGGACGACUUUGAUUUUAACUAUAAAACCCUCAAGAGCCAAGGAGACAUGCAGGAUCUGAACGGAAACAACCAGUCCGUGACCAGACAGAAGAUGCAGCAGCUGGAACAGAUGCUCACAGCGCUGGACCAGAUGCGGAGAAGCAUUGUGAGUGAGCUGGCGGGACUCUUGUCAGCAAUGGAGUACGUGCAGAAGACACUCACAGACGAAGAGCUGGCUGACUGGAAGAGGCGGCAGCAGAUCGCGUGCAUUGGAGGCCCUCCCAACAUCUGCCUGGACCGACUGGAAAACUGGAUAACGUCAUUAGCAGAAUCUCAACUUCAGACCCGCCAACAAAUUAAGAAACUGGAGGAACUGCAGCAAAAAGUGUCCUACAAGGGGGACCCUAUUGUGCAGCACCGGCCAAUGCUGGAGGAGAGAAUUGUGGAGCUGUUCAGAAACCUAAUGAAAAGUGCCUUCGUGGUGGAGCGGCAGCCCUGUAUGCCCAUGCACCCUGACCGGCCCCUCGUCAUCAAGACUGGUGUCCAGUUCACUACGAAAGUCAGGUUGCUGGUCAAAUUUCCCGAGUUGAAUUAUCAGCUUAAAAUUAAAGUGUGCAUUGACAAGGACUCUGGGGAUGUUGCUGCUCUCAGAGGAUCUCGGAAAUUUAACAUUCUGGGCACAAACACCAAAGUGAUGAACAUGGAAGAGUCCAACAAUGGCAGCCUGUCUGCGGAAUUCAAGCACUUGACCCUGAGGGAGCAGAGAUGUGGGAAUGGGGGCCGUGCCAAUUGUGAUGCCUCCUUGAUUGUGACUGAGGAGCUGCACCUGAUCACCUUCGAGACUGAGGUGUAUCACCAAGGCCUCAAGAUUGACCUAGAGACCCACUCCUUGCCGGUCGUGGUGAUCUCCAACAUCUGCCAGAUGCCAAAUGCUUGGGCGUCGAUCCUGUGGUAUAACAUGCUGACCAACAACCCCAAGAACGUGAACUUCUUCACCAAGCCACCAAUCGGAACCUGGGACCAAGUGGCCGAGGUGCUCAGCUGGCAGUUCUCUUCCACCACAAAGCGAGGGCUGAGCAUCGAGCAGCUCACCACGCUGGCCGAGAAGCUCUUAGGACCUGGUGUAAACUACUCAGGGUGUCAGAUCACAUGGGCUAAGUUUUGCAAAGAAAACAUGGCUGGCAAGGGCUUCUCCUUCUGGGUGUGGCUAGACAAUAUCAUUGACCUUGUGAAAAAGUAUAUCUUGGCCCUUUGGAAUGAAGGGUACAUCAUGGGUUUCAUCAGCAAGGAGCGGGAGCGGGCCAUUCUGAGCACGAAGCCCCCGGGCACCUUCCUGCUGAGAUUCAGCGAGAGCAGCAAAGAAGGAGGGGUCACUUUCACUUGGGUGGAAAAGGACAUCAGUGGCAAGACCCAGAUCCAGUCUGUAGAGCCGUACACCAAGCAGCAGCUGAACAACAUGUCUUUUGCUGAGAUAAUCAUGGGCUAUAAGAUCAUGGACGCCACCAACAUCCUGGUAUCUCCGCUGGUCUACCUCUACCCUGACAUUCCGAAGGAGGAGGCGUUUGGAAAGUACUGUCGACCGGAGAGCCAGGAGCAUCCUGAAGCUGACCCAGGUAGUGCUGCCCCUUACCUGAAGACCAAGUUCAUCUGUGUGACCCCAACGACCUGCAGCAAUACCAUUGACCUGCCGAUGUCCCCCCGCACUUUAGAUUCAUUGAUGCAGUUUGGAAAUAACGGUGAAAGUGCUGAGCCCUCGGCAGGAGGGCAGUUUGAGUCACUCACCUUUGAAAUGGACUCCUCCCCCAUGUGAGGAGCUGCAGAUGGAAGCUGCAGAGAUGACUGAGGCGCCUGCCCCGCGUUCCACCCUUACGCAGUCAAACCCCAGAUCAUCUGAAACUCCUAACUUUGUGGUUCCAGAUUUUUUUUUUUUAAAUCUCCUACUUCUGCUAUCUUUGAACAAUCUGGGCACUUUUUUAAAAAUAGAGAACCGAGUGAGAGUGGGUGACACGCGUUUAUGUGAAGAGGAGAGGGCUCUCUAGUCUGCCAAGGGGGAUGUGAGAGCGGGAGGCUGCAGGGAGAAGGGAAAUGCCUUGUGUUCGGUGCCCCGCCCUCCUUUCUCAGCAGCUCAGCUCCGCUGUUGUCAUUGUUGUUAGACAAGUGCCUCCUGGUGCCCAUGGCAUCCUUGUGCCCGUUUCUGCGAGCUGGUACCCUGGGCUGCCUGCAGCUGAGGACUCCUGGCACCGCACUUUUAACCUUGCGGAUGUCCAAAUAGAAGACAGGACUAAGCCCAUCGGUUUCUUUUUAAAUUAAAAAAAAUAACGAGAAGAAGAAUUACCAGGCAAACCACCCUGAAACGGCAGAGCCUUUCUGUAUCAGAGAUUCACAGCCUCUUUGGUGCUUUAAGCAUAGAAACCCUGAAAUGGUCUCAGAUGAAAUCUGCAAAAGCAUCUGAGGCUGUGGCUUGGCCUCUGGUUUGAACACGAAGGUUAGAACGAACCUAGAUAUCCCAGACUCUUCAUCAACUGGGUUUUAUCUACCCAGGAGUUUGCUCGCCUGUUGAUGAGGUUGGCCAAGGGCACUGAAAACCUCUGUCGCCCGCCCUCCCCCAAGACUCCGCACCCUGUUUCAGGGUCAGCCUGUCCUGUGGGUGCCUUACUGGGCCUAGGAUCAACCUGGCUUCCUUUCCCACUUGGCAUUGCUCGUGGUGUGUCCCCUUCCCGUGUCCAAAGGCCCCUGUCCUGCUUGCACUGGGAAUCCUGGUUUCAGGACCUUGUGACCAGAGAGGCUGAGCUACAGGGUUGAAUCUGACUUAGACUACAGGUCCUCAGCGACGCUCAGGGAUUACGGCCCUUAUUCUAUUCGCUUGGUUCCCAGGGUACCUGUAACCACAGGACAAAGCUGACCCAUAAAGCUCCAGGUCUGCCCCUUCUAUGAGGGCCAUACCCUUGGCCUCCCCUGAGACUGGCGAUGUCUGAGGUGGAACAGGGUGCCUGCACCUACCGUGGCCUUCUGUCACCUGCUUGCCUCAGUCACUCAGCAAACCUCCUCUGACACAGGGGCAUGGCUAGAUUUAGCAACUCAGAGACACCAUGCUCAGCUGACCAGUUUCUGGAAUUCUGUUUGUUUUACUCAAAUUUGCCAGUGUCUGAAUUAAGGGGCUGAGGACAUUGUCUCUAAGACAAACUGCUCGCCCUGGCUACCCCUGGCCUUCCGCUUUGAGCCAGUCACUGCCCUCCUUUCCCCAGCUGCAUUCUUUAGUACACAGUAAGCUGAACUCAGAAACUGAAAGGUUAUUUAGGAAGGCAAGGCUUGGGCCUACUGACGACUUUAGAUCUUGGGGACCCAGGGAGCAAGGGCUUGGUCUUCUCUGGGGCAGGUGUUGUCAAGGCCCCAGCUCUGAGAAGUUACCUGGGUGACAGCUCCAAGGACAGCAGAAACUCGCUCUGCGGAGUCCUCAGAACUGCCCACUUUCCCUCCUUUGUCCCUGCCUGUCCCAGCCUAGCCUGACCAUGCCUGCAGAUUGCUUCGCCUCUCUGUACAGUGGUUUGUAUUCUAUCCUGGCCACUGCAUUCAAAUUCCAAUGUAUACUUUCUAGUGUAAAAAUUUAUAUUAUUGUGGGUUGUUUUGUUGUUGUUGUUGUUUGUUUGUUUGUUUGUUUUGUAUAUUGCUGUAACUACUUUAACUUCCAGAAAUAAAGAUUAUAUAGGAACUA
This is a messenger RNA of Alexandromys fortis (reed vole), 4430 nucleotides long. RefSeq names its product signal transducer and activator of transcription 3 (gene Stat3). Gene Ontology annotation, molecular function: RNA polymerase II cis-regulatory region sequence-specific DNA binding; DNA-binding transcription factor activity, RNA polymerase II-specific. The coding region runs from base 234 to 2528 and encodes 764 amino acids. The transcript has 24 exons. Lineage: Eukaryota; Metazoa; Chordata; Mammalia; Rodentia; Cricetidae. The record is from RefSeq and is a predicted model, not a curated record. Gene Ontology annotation, biological process: regulation of transcription by RNA polymerase II; response to peptide hormone; growth hormone receptor signaling pathway via JAK-STAT.